AUGCUCCGCGAGGCCCGCAGACGCAAGCAGCAGGUUGCCGGCAAAAUCGGGCACGAAGAGUACAUCUACCGCCUUAGUGGUGACCCCUUUAGCCAUCAGGAGGAGAUCCAUAGACGCCCCCAAGGCAACCUCGAUCCGCGCCGAGUACAAGCGGCAGGCGGCGGAGUCGGGGUGGCAGGCGCUCGAGGUGUUGCUGGGUCAAGUCAACCCCCGUUCGCGGUAGACGACGACGCCAACUACGGCGGCGGCGGCAGAGGUGGUCGGGGUGCCCGGUUGAAUCCCAUUUCUGGCGUACCUGAUGCUGGGCCCUCCAACGAGGCCCCAGCCUUAUACGGUGCCCCUGGAGGUUACAUCGACGGUACUCCACCUGCCAAGAAGUACGCUGCAGCCAACUAUGCUUCUCCCUACAGUGGUGGUGGCGCAGGUGGCUAUCCGUACUCAUUCAUGCCGCAGGUGCAGCCCAUCAUCAGUGCCUUUGCCCCCGUAAUUCCAGCCAUCGCGCCAGUCAGGGACCUGCCCGCUCCCUUGCCUGCCGUGUACCGGCCAAAGCCGCCCCUCACGUUCCACAGUGGCCCGACUUCUAGCGCUGAAGUGCCACCCCUGUCCUUCAGUCCGUUGCCUCAACAUCCAGUGCCACCACAGAUGGGCGACCUCUCCCACGACGCCGGCACACCGAGGGCUGCCGCGGCCCCAAUGUACUUAUCACCAGGUGACAACGGUGCAAGGCGACCCAAGACAAGUCCGACGGUGCUGCCGCCCCUCAACCCGGACGCUGCCAGCAACGGCGGUGGUAAUCUCUUCCCCACGCGCAGCCCGCGUCCGAGCACAAGCAGAGCCACCUUGGGAGGUGGCGGUGUCGGUGGCGGCUUUAUUAUCGGGAACGACGGCCUCUCUGAUGUUGAGCAACGCCAGCGCGAGAAGAGGGCGGCACGCAUGCGCGCCAUUGAGCUGCAACAGGAGAAUGCACGACAGAUGCUAGAGCAGCAGCAGCGCAAGCAAGCAGAGCGGGAGCGGGAGAUUCAAGAGGACCGCCUGACCGAGCAGCGACUGCAGCGAGAGCGGGAGGAGGUAGCGCGGCGGGAGCAAGCCGAGUUAGAUCGCGAGAAGCGCGAGAAGGAGUUGAAAAUGAUGGGACCACGCGCAGCGCAGGCAAUGUUGGAGCAACAGCAGCGUGAGACGCAGCAGCGGAGAGAGGAGGAGGCUGCAGCUCGGCGCAAUAGAGGGAGAGCCCAGGCCGACGUUGCAGCCCCAGGGACGGGGAAGGAGACUCCGAAGCCGACGAUUUCACCGCCGCCAACCUCUGCCAGCGCAGCCCCGACCAUCCUCCCGUCGCUGCCGCCAGCGAACCACAUGAUGCCACUGUCGGCACCGUCCGUCCUUUCCCCUCCGGUGUCAGCGUCUACUUUGCCCUACCUCGUGAACUUCAACCUGGGCGGCGGGCUUCGCCCUCUGCCGCAACCAUCACCGGCACUUUACAACUACCUGUCGGCCAACGCCUGCCCACAGGCGGCGCCGCUGCCCAAUGGAGAGACCCAGGCAAUCCGUAGUGAGCUGCGGCGCAUCACUAACCUUCUCGAGCAGCAGCAGCAGCAGCAGCAGCAGCAGCGCCGCGCUAUGGACAGCACCAGCUUUGGCGCCAAGGUGGCACCGCAGCCAUGGCACAGUGGUGUACCGCAGCCUUCCACUGCAGCUGGGGCUGGUACGUACCUUACUACUGGUCAGCCGUCACCUUCUCUCGAUGCUGGCGGCGAUGCCCCUGUGACUUCUGCGCAGCGAAACAGCGCGGCGCCGUACAGGCCUUUCUUGACAGGCGGUACGUUGCCUCCACCGCCGCUUACCACAGCAGCACCUCCCGCUCCCUCCUCGUCUGACGCUGGUGCACCGCCGGUAGGCAUCGGGCCGUGGCAGGGGCUCUUCUCCUCGUGCGCUAGCACCUCUGCGACCGGUGCUGGCGGCAGUCUGUUGAACCCGUCGUGCGGGUCCGCUCGGCAGCUCGCCAGCUCUAUUACGGACAACGACCCGGAGCUCUCGACGGAGCCGUCCCGGUUCAUCGGCCCGUUUAGAGCACCGAUGGCCGCGGUGCCGAGUCCUCCUGUUAUCCCCGAGCCGGAGGUGACGGUCGUGGUGGUGGAGUCCACAACUAGGAAACCGCUGCCAGCAUCGGUUUUCUGUGCGGCUGUCGCUGAAACCGUCUCAGCACACAGCAUGGCAACCACGCCUCUGGCGUCAGAGGCUGCGUCAUUCCGUCUCUCCACAGCAGCGUCGGUCUCGGCGUCUGCGCUGGAAGCCUCUUCGGAGCCCGAGGCGUGCUCCCCAGCGAGGUCGGUAGAGGCAGAGAGCCUUUGCUCGGUCCACCACAUUUCUUCUUCAACGGCGAAACGGUUGAGGAUAAACACAAAUGAGGACAAGUCCGAGAGGCAAGGGAGUGCGUCGCCGUUACCAAAGGUGGUAGUGGCCUACACCAGCUCAGUCCAGUCCCUAACUUCUUCCCAGGCAGAGUUGCCGAGGGAGUAG
Messenger RNA from Leishmania braziliensis MHOM/BR/75/M2904, 2514 nucleotides. RefSeq lists its product as hypothetical. The transcript has a single exon. NCBI's taxonomy places the organism in Eukaryota, Euglenozoa, Kinetoplastea, Trypanosomatida, Trypanosomatidae. The record is from RefSeq and is a predicted model, not a curated record. The coding region runs from base 1 to 2514 and encodes 837 amino acids.